Molecule: messenger RNA, 2605 nt
Organism: Cyprinus carpio (common carp)
Lineage: Eukaryota; Metazoa; Chordata; Actinopteri; Cypriniformes; Cyprinidae
Gene: lrrc41
Product: leucine rich repeat containing 41
Source: RefSeq, a predicted model, not a curated record
UAUCUUAAAUGAGCGAAAAAAAGGAUUAAGAAACAAUGCAGCGAUAAUCACAGACUCAGCUUCUGAGCCGCGGAGCGCCAUCUGGACGAAUUGUUACUUUUGCCGUCCCAUGUUUUUUUCUAAUACAUUUUUAUUUUCCAAACAGGAGACGGAAGCACAACUGUAGAAUUGCAUCAAGCACACGCUGCGGUGUAGAAAACACUCUGUAGUGUAGAAAUGGGGAUUUCAAAUGGAAGCUCGCUGGUGCAAAUGUGCCUCGUCAAAGUUGCUAAAAACAUGGAUGAGUUGGAAAGAAAGGUUGCGAAUCUGCCUGUCUCUCUCCUGAAAGACUUACUGCCACAUCUAAACAUUUAUUAUCUGGACAGAAUCGAAACUGCUGCUGCCUCCAAAGGAAUCUCCACCUCUGUAAUUUGGGCAGCAAUAUGGAGAGAUCUGGACCAGACGUGGCGCUGGAGAUUGAAGUCAGCGCUGCCCGAUCAGGACUGGAAGCAGAGAUGUUUGGAAAGGCUCUUUCACAUGGUGCUGUUCACUCAGGUCAGACGGGGAGGAUCAUACCUUUCAGACCUCAGCGAUUCUUCCAUUCUCUCCAUGACCGUAAAACACGUACGAGUCCUUUCUCUCCACACAUCAACCAGAAACAUCAGCAGGCUUGCGUCCGGGGACCUGCGGCCCAUCCUGAGCAGCCUAGAAAAGGGAGUGACGUCCCUCAAAUUACUGGAUGCAAAAUCGCUGUUCAAACACGGACGGAAACACGUGCUGUUUGUCCUCCACCGGCUGCUGGAUCACGGCUCUGUUAUAGAAGUGGUUCUGAGAAGGAAUCCAGAUUCAUCUUUUCUGAGCUGGCUCACGUCCAGACGCAGGGGUCAUCAGUUAUCAGUGUCCAGUACUCCGGAGGCAUCCCAUCGUUCAGUAGUAGGUGAAUUCGACUCGAGGUGUAGAGCAGAGCUGGAGGAACCCGCUGCCAAACGUCUCGCUUUAGACAUGGAGGAAAACCCAGAGGUUUUGUGCAGUGAGUUUUCAUCCUCAAGCAGCCCUGCUGACCGCUGCCCUGAAGGCCAGAUCCACUCGCUUGAUUUUGAAGUGUCCAAAUGUGAAAUCCUGACCACAGUGUCACGUAUCCUGCCUACAUGGUUGUGUCUCCACACACUGCAUCUUCACAGUGACUGGCUCAUCAGUGAGCAGGAGAUGUCAGUGUUGGUGGAGUCUCUCAGACGGUUGUUUCUGAACCCCGGCUGCUCUCUGACGGAUCUCAGUAUAAGUCAUGUCAGCGGUCACACACACUUGAUCAGCAUUCUGAGAGCCUGUCUGACCCUAAAGAACCUGUGUCUGGAGAUCUGCCCGCCUGCCGUCAGAAACACAUGGAGACCGCAGCCACGGUUCACUGAAAACAGAGAGCUCUGUCUGGAAAAGCUGACGGUCAGAUCCACAGGUCCAAUGACAGUGACGUGUUUUCUGCCGGUCCUGAAAACAGCUCCAAAACUCAGCAGCAUUCAUUUCACAGGAAUCCAUCUGUCACAGCAGUUUUUUCACACAUUAACAGGAUCUAAUCCAUCCCUCAAGGUAUUAAAGCUGGAAGACAUAAACUUAUCUGACCAUCACCAGGAGAUUCUUCAGUUUCUGGAACAUUCUGUGUUAGAAGAGCUGUGCUUCAGAGACUGCAGGCUGCUGGAUAAGUGUGCGGUAAAGAAGGACUUCCUGCUGCCAUUUGUAGAAGCACUGAAAGGGAUUUCCUCCCUCCGAACCCUGAUGCUGGCCCAGAAUCGUCUGGCAACGAGUGCCAUAGAGAUUGCUAAAUUAUUCUCAGGAUGCCGCCCAAGCAAAAUCACAAGAGUAGACCUAAGCUUAAAUUUCAUUAUUUCUUUUUUGCUGCUGGAGUUCGCGCAGCUGCUGGAAACAUACAGGCCUGUUCAGCGCCUCACGCUUGACCUGAGGUCUAAUCCACUGGACCGUGACCCGGAGGUCAAAGGUCAAGCUCUGCGAAAGCUCAUCCCGUACUGUAAUAUAUUAACAGACGACUGGGACUCCAGGUCCACUAUGGCAGACCACAUCAGUGUGAUGUGACCAAUUCUGCAGCUGCCCUUGCGAAAGACAUUUGCAAAAUGUGAGCAAAAGCACAUGGAAAUGAGACUGUGGGUAAUAAAUGACCUGCACAGACACACUGGGUAUAAUUACACUCUUAGAUGGAGAUAAUUAUUGAAUGCCUCUUUUAUCCGAACAGUGAUGCCAGUUAGACAGAUCACUGCAAAAAAGCAAAAAAGUCCUUAUAUUACAUAAUUUGAUGAUGUGGAGCUUGAAAAUAUCAAAACCUGUUUCAAUGAAAAAUCUCUCAAUAUACAAUCUGUAAAGUAGUGGGGAAAAAAUGUUAAUACUCCAUUUAAUGUCAAAUAACUUCAUAAGAUAAGGAAAUCACCCACAGCAGCAGCAGAAAACAUCUGGCUAAUGUUGGCAUUUUCUUCUGUCACUGGCCAUAAUUCUAACCAUGAAAGCAGGUUCAGGCAUAACGUCCUCAGAAUCAUUUAUAGAUGUGAAAAUCUGGCUCAGAGGUAAAUGUGAAUCAUGUCUCUUUUGCAGGUUAAGGGAUAAUAAAAGACCACCUCACAAAUGA